This is a messenger RNA of Syngnathoides biaculeatus (alligator pipefish), 1834 nucleotides long. RefSeq names its product zf-DHHC domain-containing protein. The coding region runs from base 331 to 1257 and encodes 308 amino acids. Gene Ontology annotation, molecular function: protein-cysteine S-palmitoyltransferase activity. Gene Ontology annotation, biological process: peptidyl-L-cysteine S-palmitoylation; protein targeting to membrane. NCBI's taxonomy places the organism in Eukaryota, Metazoa, Chordata, Actinopteri, Syngnathiformes, Syngnathidae. The record is from RefSeq and is a predicted model, not a curated record. Gene Ontology annotation, cellular component: Golgi apparatus; endoplasmic reticulum. The transcript is spliced from 9 exons.
AGCUUGUUGCUCAGGAGGCGGAAGAGGGCGGAGCUAACAACCUCAAGCUGGUUGGUGGCGUUCCAAUAUGACGAGUGUUAAAAUUCAAUUUACCGUCACAUGAAAAGGCGUGAUGCCCAGCAUUUUUUUGUUUGUUUGUUGUAUCCUUUUAACUAACUGCAUUUCAUUGUUUUGCUCCUUUCCUUCCGGAAGAAGGAAGUGGCUUCCUCGAGCGCUUUGCUAUGAUACGUUAACGCGUCCGCCAUAUUGGAUAGGGCAACUCUGCCAAAACUGCGCCUGCAAAUACACGCACAUGGAAUUCGACAACGAAAGGACGGAUCUCACCCAAAGAUGGCGUCGCUGCGCUACCGGCGAGACCCGUGCGGCGUCCUCUGCUUGUUUUUGACGUACUUCAGCGUGUUGUACGCGGACUACGUGGUGGUGCAGUACGUCCUCAUCCCCGCGUACUCGGGCAGCGUCUGGUGCAGCCUGCACGGGUCCGCCUUCAACAUGGUCCUGCUGCUCCUGCUGGCCUGCCACUGCAAGGCGGUCUUCUCGGAUCCCGGCGUGGUGCCGCUCCCCGACACGGCGCUCGACUUCUCCGACCUCCGCUUGCAGUCGUCGUGGACGGGCGAGCGGGGCUGCGAGGGCUGGACGGUGUGCAGCCGCUGCGAGACCUACAGACCCCCGCGGGCGCAUCACUGCCGCGUGUGCCAGAGAUGUAUACGCCGCAUGGACCAUCACUGCCCCUGGAUCAAUAACUGCGUCGGAGAGCUGAACCAGAAGUAUUUUGUUCAGUUCCUCUUCUACACGGGCGUGGCCAGCGUGUACGCCACGCUGCUGGUGGUUUCGGCCUGGGUGUGGCGCACCUGGAGCGGGGGGGACGGCGAGGAGCACGACGCGCCCGGCAGGCACCUGAUCGUCGCCCACUACGUGAUCCUGCUGGCGGAGUCUGUUCUCUUUGGGGUCUUCACUCUGGUCAUCUUUUACGAUCAGUUGGCAUCCAUCACUGCCGACGAGACGCCCAUUGAGCAGAUGAGGAACGGUCUGAUGAUGAAGGACCGAGGCUCCUCGUCUCCGCAGCACACCACGCGCAAAGCCAAGCUGGCGUUGCUGCGGGAGGUUUUCGGGCGAGGUGAGACGCCGAGCCCGGCCGGCCCGUCGGCUGCCAUUUUCUGCCGUCCGUCUCCUCCCGUUCAAGGUUCCGUGUUCUGCUGGCUCCUCCCGCUGCACUCGGGCGGCGUCGUCUACUCGGCGCUGCCGGACUACGACGUCUGACCUCGGAAGUCCUCGGCUGACGCGUCGGCCGCUCCCCAGCUCUGAGGAUCCUUUGAAACUUUGUUUACUGAACCGAUGGCACGAAGCCAUCUUGCACUGAAAAAACACACUGAGAUUCCUUUAUUUUAUUAAUAUUCUUAUUUUUUUUUGCACUACUUAUUUAUUUAUUAGUUAUGUUUGGGGGGUUUUGUAGGUCCAACAAGGUCUUACACUUGAACUUUUGACACAAUGUAAUUGACACAUGGUGGAAAUUGCAACCUUUUUCUAUCGCACUUGUCCUGAUUAAAAUCAUUUUCCACCUUAAAUGACAAACAAUCUUUUGUGUGUCCCCCACCCCACCCCCGACACACACUCUAACCCAUGGGUCAAUUGUACCAGCAACCACCCAACCCAUUUUCUGGUUUUAUUUAUUUGUGGUCCUACGGAAGGUUACUGAGCGCCGCGUUGAAGCCCUUUUUUUUUUAGUAUAUGAAAAAUUAUUUCCUCUUUGAGGUUGCUAUCACUGGAAAUGUCAUAAAAAGGUCCAUUUUUUUUUUUUUUAAAGACGAGGCAAGAGGACCUCAUCAAAUUACAACAU